This is a messenger RNA of Rosa chinensis, 669 nucleotides long. RefSeq lists its product as uncharacterized. The transcript is spliced from 2 exons. Lineage: Eukaryota; Viridiplantae; Streptophyta; Magnoliopsida; Rosales; Rosaceae. The record is from RefSeq and is a predicted model, not a curated record. Bases 1 to 669 code for a protein of 222 amino acids.
AUGGACCGCGCUGAAGUAGACAACUUCCUGGAGGCCAUGUAUGCUUCCGGUCUGGCGGCGCAGAAAAUAGCGGUGGACCCCGAUACGCUGGCGCUGAGACCGUCAGAGGCUCCCGUGGUGCUGCCCAUGCCGCACCACUCUCAUCUCGGUGGUGACGGGCUGCCCGCUGUUCAGGGGGAGACCGGCGCGGCGAGUGAGGCGGCGCCGCGGAAGGAAAGAGGGCCGGCGAUACGGCGCGGGGUGGCAAAGAAAACGGUGCGCCCCACGGAGGGAGUAACCAUAGCGGGGUUGGAGCCGUCGAGAGGGGGUGCGAGGGCUGCCGCUGCUGGAGCUUCGAUGCCGGUUGUGCAACCAUCUAAGGAAGCUUCGCCGACAACCAGUACCGCUCCCACUGCUGCCCCUACUGCCUCCCCUGGUCAUGUUGGAGCUCGCUCGGGUAGCGGGGAGAGUGGUGGAUUCCCAGAGGGCGAUUCUCAGCGGACACCUACACAGUCUGAGAUGUCUCGCGCUGGGUUCCUGGCGGCCCACACUCGGGCGAAUGGCACAGUAGAGACCCCCAGUCCCACAGCCCGAGGGUCUGACCAGACGAGCCGCGCACAUCCACCGCAGGCCGCCAGUGGAGAUGCUGAAGGUAGCGGAGCCGACGUUGCCAACCCCGCCAACCCUUGA